Somion occarium is the source of this 543-nucleotide messenger RNA. Lineage: Eukaryota; Fungi; Basidiomycota; Agaricomycetes; Polyporales; Cerrenaceae. The record is from the annotation of a GenBank genome assembly.
AGCUUUGACUACGAGAAUCGUUUGACUUAAGAAAUGUCCACCCUCUCAGAUGAUACACUUAGAAAGAUCCUUGUGCAGAUUCAGCAGACUGCUGUUCAGUCACAACGAAACUUGAAUCUCUCGCGGACACAGAUCCAAGCCAAAGAACGUGAACGCCGGAUUCUGCAGCUCACCAUCGAGGAAAUAAACUCUUUGGAUGACAACGUUAACCUCUACAAAGGCGUUGGCAAAAUGUUCAUCAAUGUCCCACGACCAGAAUUACAGAAAGGAUUGAAGGAAGAGGAGAAGGAACUCAGUGACGAUGUCUCUACGCUUCAGAAGAAAGCCAAGUAUCUUGAGAAACAGUUCAAUGAUGCGCAAGGCCAGCUUCGCGAUAUUUUCCAACAUGGGCCCAAACAAUAGUUAAACGGAUCGAUACCCACUUUCCCGAUGUAUCCACUAGUUGACCCUACCAUAGUGUUCAUUAUAGUUCAACCACGAAUCUUCAUCAACCGCAGGUGCAAUGCGACUCCUGAUACCGAUCGAAGCUUGUUUUCCUUCCUC